Messenger RNA from Elaeis guineensis (African oil palm), 2103 nucleotides. RefSeq lists its product as uncharacterized. Lineage: Eukaryota; Viridiplantae; Streptophyta; Magnoliopsida; Arecales; Arecaceae. The record is from RefSeq and is a predicted model, not a curated record.
UCUUUUAUUAUAUUUGAACCCAUAAGAUAAAAUUUUCGAUCCACCACUAUAUAUGUGUAUAUUUUGAGAACAGGGAGGGGUUGCAGAAAGUCGAGCGGUAGAGGAAGAAGAAGGUGGCUGGGCCGAGCGAUAGAAGGGAAAAGAGGGUGGGGAAGCAAGUGGUUGGAUGACGAGUGGCAAUGAUGGGAAGGCGAUAAGCAGGCUCGAUCAGUGGAGAGGUGGGCGGAGGAGGAGGAAAGGAGCGAGGUGGCAUUGAGGUAAUCGGUGACGGUGUCAUGGGAGGUGGAGGGUGGAGGGAGAGAGGAAAGGAGGUCAUAGAGAGAGAUGGUGGGAUUUUUGAGGAAGUGCUCGUGGAUGAGACUGAUGGAUGCCAUGAUGAUGAGAGAUGGCGGGCCUGGGGAUCCGAGCAUUGGAUAGAUUGGUAGAGAAGAAAAAGGGAUGGUUGUGGCAGCAGGUUUGAGCGAAGAGAUGGAUGGAAGAGGAGGAUGGGGGUGGUAUGAGGCGGCUAACAGAAGCUACGAAGAAUUAGAAGAGAAAUAAUUAAAAAAUAAUAAAAUAUUAUUUUUAGAAAAAAAGUGAUGGUAGGGUAGUAUUUUAAAUAUUUUUAAAAUUAAAUAUUACUAAAGAAUUUAAUAAAGAAGUACUGUAGCAAAUGACUUGGUACUUAGCACCUUGACAUCUGGUUUAAUAACCAAUGAGUUAUUUAUUUCUAUAUGUAUAUAUACACUGAGAACGGGGGGGGGGGUUCUAUCAUAAUUAUACCAGGGAAUAUUUGAAUUAUCAAGGCAUGCAAUGCUACAUUUAAAAGAUGUUGAAUUGACAUGGAAUUGCAUGAUUCACAAUCGACUUUUCAUUAAAUAUUGUUCGGGGGGAACAAAUGUCCAGAAUUUUGUCCUCGAUCACCACCUAACAAAUCCAAGUCGAGCCACGUCCACUAAUUAACCGACCUUGAAUGCGUGUAACACAAACAAAUACACUUCCACUGGUUCAUGUGUAUGUUUUUGGCUUUAUCUGGUCAUCCUUUCCGGUGUGAUAAGGCCCCCAUGCAUGGAUGCAGAACCAAAUGCAACGCAACGUGUCAGAGCCACCCUCGACGAAGGCCGCGUGUAUCCAUCGAUUACGUUUUCUCCUCGUCAUGGCGACAACUGGUGGUAAAUUGAUUCCACCUAUAGCUAUUUAGUGAGAGAAAGGUUUAUAUAUAAAGGGGUGUCUCGAAGAGAUCCGAAAGAGAGAGAGUAGAAUGCUUCUGCGAGGCAGCGGGGUGAUUGGUGGCGGAGCUCUCCGUCUGAAAUCGCGGGCGAUUGAUAAUAUCAAGGCCAUGAGCCGGAGUCCGACGACGUCCAGCUUCUGCGCGGGGGGUCAAGCAGCUCCGUCUCGAUCCGGCGGUGGGAGCAACGAAGAUUGCCAGAGGCGGCGGCCCACCUGGGAUGCGAUGUCCCAUUCUUUUGGGGAGGGGUACUCCACGCGCUCGGAGGAGGAAGGAUUUGGAGGGAUUUAUGGAGGGAAUCAGUCAAUAUCAGAAUCUGGAGAGCUUGACGACCAUCUGGACUAUGAUAAAUCCCAGGGGAGCGAAGUCAAAGAGAAGGAGAAAAGUCGGAACCAAGCAUAGCUGUUAGCAACUUGUAGAUUUACUGCUGAGGUUGUUUUAUGUUCGCUUGUCUUCCGUUCCGUUAGUAGUAAAAUUAAAUACGUCCUAGAGGAGGAACUUGCUGUGUUCAUGUUUGUCCCUUGUACGAAAUGUUGAUGUUCAUAUCUUUCCUUACGGUGGUGGUACCGGUGCUUUUGUAAUUCAAAUAGUAGCUUGUGGUUUGAGUCGUAGAGGUCAGAUACUUGUAUCAUUACUCUUCUUAUUAGGAUAUACUUGGAAUCUUUUUUAUAUUCACAAAAGCUGGGAUAGAUGGAUUAGAGGGGAUUGCAAGUAUAUGUAGAGUAAUAUAUAAGGUUUUUUUGUUGGAAACGCUGUCAUGUCUCUCUCAUUGUGGACCUUGUUUGUGGUUCAUGUUCUCAUUGGUUAUAGGUGACCAACUACUUGUCUGCAGGUGUAUGGUGUUUCAAGCUUGGACUUGAUGAAAUAAUUGAAGUCAUUAGACUGCACUAAACUUU